Messenger RNA from Alternaria ventricosa, 414 nucleotides. RefSeq lists its product as uncharacterized. Bases 1 to 414 code for a protein of 137 amino acids. Lineage: Eukaryota; Fungi; Ascomycota; Dothideomycetes; Pleosporales; Pleosporaceae. The record is from RefSeq and is a predicted model, not a curated record. The transcript is spliced from 2 exons.
AUGGAAACACUAGCACAAAAGCUCGGCAAGCGAUCAAACCUCGACGCAACACUGAAGUAUCGGCACUACAGGAAGUUAGACUACAAGCUUCCAAAACUAAGCGAACUGCCAUCCAUAUUCGCCAUGUCAGAUCUCAAGCUAUCGCUUUACGUGUAUUCUGAUGUCGGCUCAUCAUGGUCCUUGAUCGCCAAGUUCGACAACAGUGCUGCACGGUUAUCGCAGAGGCCUAGCAACAUAGUCUCAAAUGAGCUGAGAACUUGGUCGAAGCGAUUAGAUUCGACGUACAAUUACCGGGACAUUGUGCUCGAGGAGAUCAAAUGUAUGGUCGGAAAGCACGAGAACCUUUGGAAGAGCAACGACUACGAUCUUGACUUCAUGCUACCUUAUCUAUCUAGAAACAGGUACAAGGCCUGA